CUUUCCCGGAUUCCUCAAACGAUCCCCGGCUACAGCCUGCAGGGGAGGCGGGACCAGCCGGAUGUCGGACAGGCACCAUAUAAGGAGAUGCACUGCUGCACAUCGGACAGCAGGGGGCGGUACCAAGCUGAUGACGAUGAUCGGACUUCCGUCUGACGUCCUCACCUCCUCCAGGGGGAAUCAUGAGGUACCCUAUGCGUUGUCUCUCCCACAGGCCUUGAAUGCAGCAGUGUAGGAGGGGGCGUGGCCAACCUGACUACCAGGUAGUGGUUCAGGUGACAUCACUCACAGCAGGUAAUGAGCCUCCACCCUGCAGCAGCAGCAGGAAGUUCAGCAGAGUUUCAGCAGCAGAGACACACGGUCGACCCUCCGCUCACCUGAACAGUCCAACCAUGGGGCGGCGCUCUCCUCUUCUUCCUCUCCUCCUCCUCCUCCUCUUCUCCUUCCUCACCUCCUCAGUGGGAGGAGCCAAAAAGUCAGGAUUCAGGAUCUGUGCCUUCAACGUGCAGAAGUUCGACACGGUGAAAUCUUCAAACUAUAGACUGAUGCACACACUGCUACGGAUCGUGUCUCGCUGUGACAUCACGCUCCUGCAGGAUGUGGUGGAUCCGCAUGGUAAAGCCAUCAAAAAGCUGGUGGAUUCUCUCAACAGGGAAACUGACAGGUAUAACAGGUACCACUACAAGUCCCUGUCCAGCAAGAGUCUGGGAAACUCUCCCAGCAACAUGCAGCAGUACGUGUUCAUCUACAGGGCCGAGACGGUGAAUGUGACGGGUCAGCAUCAGUACCAGAAGGAAAAUUCCUUCGUCAGAGAGCCGUUCGUCGUUGCGUUCCAAAGCGACAGAACCGCUAUCAAGAAGUUUAUUCUGGUUCCUCUGCACACUGAACCCAGUCAGGCUGCCGAGGAGAUCGACCGGCUCUACGACGUCUUCGAGGAAGUCAGCAACAAAUGGAACAACACGAAUGUGAUGUUCCUGGGAGAUUUCCACGCUAGCUGUGCCUACGUUACCCGAGCCAGCAAGAAGGAGAUCCGACUGUUCAGCAAUUCAAAGUUCUCCACGCUGAUCGGAGACAAAGUGGACACCACCGUCUCUGAUGACACCCACUGUGCUUAUGACAGGAUCAUAGUCCACGGGCCAGCCUUGCUGAAGACGAUCACUCCGUUCUCCGCAACAGUCUUCAACUAUCGCAAAGAGUUCAAACUCUCCAAGAGAAGUGCGCUGGAGUUGAGUGACCACCUGCCUGUGGAGGUGAGACUAAAAAGCUCCGCCCCUCUCCUUCAGGCCACACCUCUCCUGAUCCUCCUCAGUGUCUCUGCCAUCGUCCAGUCCUUCCUGUCCGCUCUGUGAUCGUCUGCUCGAGUCUUCAGGUUUAAACUCUCUAAAAGCCAAAGAAUCUGUUGUUCUGCACAAAGUAGUCUGAUUACUGGGAGGCAUCAGGCUCAAAGUAACAUGCAUGGUAGUUGGAUUGGAAUGUAACUAAAUACUUUUACUCAAUUACUGAAUUAUUUUGAACAGUUUUUGAGGUUCAUGUACUUUACUUGCAUAUUUCCAAUAACUUCUUACUUCACUCCUCAUUAUUUGACAGCUUUAGAUUCUGGUUUCUCUCCAGAUUCACAUUAUUAAAACAGGUUAUAAAUAAUUUAUAAGUGAUGAGAUAAUUUUACAGACCAAGUUACCAGGCAGAUUAUGAUGUAGUUAAAAUUAUCCCCACCUUUAGCAGCUGCAGCACCAGUGACGAUUACAUAUUAAUGUUGGGGCCAUGACAAGUAGUUUUUGGUACUUUUAAUUGUUUUUUUGAUGCAAAUGCUAUUUUAGCACUUAGCUUUGCUUGAGUGAGUAGAACUUUACAAAGUAAAUGUACUUGGUAGUAUUUCUUCUUUUUACUUCAGUCCACUGCAGUAUCUGACCAGAGUGAAGCUGACGGACGAAAGAAACAGAAAGGUCAAUGCUUAAUUAUCUCAUCAUUAAAUCGAUAUAAAUUUUGCUUUUACAAGGAAGGAAAGAAGCCAAUAUACUUUCAACCCAUUUAAAUCCUGAUCACCAUGAAAAUAUAUUGGAGGAUCUGCAGGAGAUUCACUGAUCGUCUGAUUGGUUUGAAGUUGGUUUGAUUCAUGAUCUGACUUCAGAGUUGAGGUUUGAAGUCUGAAUUUAUCAGCAGAGGCUGUUUAAAAAACCUCCGCUGGCUCCUAAUUUCUCAGGGAAACGCUGAAUGAAAAAUCAAGAGAACCUAAAAAUGAAUCUUCAUUUAUCACCAUGAUUCUGCAGGUCAGUCAUUAAAGGGUUCAUCCACAGGUUUUCCACAUUAAAGUGUGUGUGGUGACUACUGUUGCCUCUGUGGAAAAAGUGUUAUGAAGCGUUUUAUAACUUGCCUCCAGUGAUGACACUCCUGGUCCACUCCACUGGAUGUUGCAUUGUGGGUAAUGCAGUUGCCAGGUUUUGAAAAGCAGUCCACUAGCGUAUCAUUGCUCUCCUGUAACUCGUAAUACUUGUUAUGGACAGUUUAAAAACAGAUUAAGCCGAAAAAAAAUCACCUUUAUAAUUCCACAUUCUUCUUGCUGUUAAAAACCUGUAACCUACAUUACCCACAAUGCAACUUAGCCACUGAGUGACAUCACUGGAGGCAGGUUGCAUGCAGCUUCCUGUGGAGCCACAAAAGGUUUUACACAACUGUCACUUUACACACUUUAAAGUGGAAAACUGGUGGAGUUGCCCUUUAAGUGUCCAUCAGGAGUUUUGUUUUGUGCUUCUCUCGUCCAAAAAUCAACCAACGCUACGAGAACAUGUGACACUUUGUGAUGUCAUCAACACUAUUAUCACAUCAUUUUUGCUGGUGGAGAGUUUUUUGUGCCUGGAUCAGAAACAGUGAAACGACCUUGUGGUGCCGUUCAGACGAUGCCAAAGACUUUGACUGUUGAUGUUAACAGAAGUCAUUAACGGGAGGAUGAUGAUUAAUUAGUGUUUAUUUAUUGUUUAGCAGCGACGGCAGAGUAGUUAUUCUGCUCCACACAGCUGAUUUGAUUAAAGAAGCUGCCUGAUGAAGCCGUUCAGCACCACAAGGGUACAAAUGUGUGAUGUUCACCAUCUGGGGAAUUGAACCACUCACGUGGUGGUGUUGGUGCCUUGCUCUCCCGGUCGAACCUCACGGGCCAACAGACAGCAACAGGUCCUGUAUCAGAGGACUGUAGAGUUUUUGAUGCCUUCUAACUGAAUGUACAUACUGUAGAUUUGAGUUUAAAGCCAUUAUAGAGUCAGUGAACACUCCAUGUUUUCAUCAUCUUCCUUUCUGCUGUCAGCUCAGAUUUGACUUUGUACAGAAACUGAUUGUGUAAAUAUUUGAAAAAUGUCAGGAAAAACAUUUAAUGUGUGUGUUUUUAUGUUUCCAACAUUCAGUAAAGUUUUUUUUUAUGUUUUAUUAAAAUGCUUCAGAUGAUGUCA
Molecule: messenger RNA, 3437 nt
Organism: Acanthopagrus latus (yellowfin seabream)
Lineage: Eukaryota; Metazoa; Chordata; Actinopteri; Spariformes; Sparidae
Product: deoxyribonuclease-1-like
Exons: 11
Coding region: 222-1349 (375 amino acids)
Biological process (GO): DNA catabolic process
Cellular component (GO): nucleus
Molecular function (GO): DNA nuclease activity
Source: RefSeq, a predicted model, not a curated record